AUGUCUCAAUCCCUCACAUUUCUCGUUGCCUUUUCCUCCGUAGUGGGCACUUCGGAAGCCAUCCGACAGAUACAGUCGGAUUCGAGAAGAAAGGAGCAUCGAAGUCGAAAGAACAAUCUUAUAGUGCGAUGCCCCAAGUCUUCUCAAUAUAGCCUUAGCCUCGAUGGAAGACGUGUAGUCCUCUCUGGCGACAAGCUCUAUGUUGACACUGGUGACGAUUAUGAACAGGUCUUCGGCCAUCCAUUCGCUGGGUACUUUCUAGCAUAUCCUGACACCAAGUAUUCGGGACUCGUAUCAACAAUUUGUGACGAGCCACCCAUCAUGAACUGGAUUUAUGUUGACCGCAGUACCUAUGAGCUCAAAUUUGGUCCUCGUCCAUCGGCGCAACCUAACUUACCUGGCCCCUUUGAUUGUUCCCGCCAGGAUCGGAGAUUGACAUUCGCAGGUUGGGAAGGGUUCUUCGCUGUCCAGGAGAGUGGAUUCUGGGCAUUAUACUUCGACGUGGACCAGGACAUGCUGAAGUCAAAGAUUAAGUCGGGGACUCCAGUUCUCGAGGUGCAGUUGCUGCGCGUGGAGAUGCGGGUUCAGCCUGUCAAGGCGGAGAAGCCAUCCGGGGAAGAUUCGAAAGAUAAUGCGGCACAGCACAGUACUUCCGAGUCGGAUAGUCGACACCAGGAACAGGAUUUAGAGACUAGGAUCGAGACGUCUGAGGGGCAGGACCUGGAGUCCCCUGAUGUGGACUAA
Molecule: messenger RNA, 744 nt
Organism: Hypoxylon fragiforme
Lineage: Eukaryota; Fungi; Ascomycota; Sordariomycetes; Xylariales; Hypoxylaceae
Exons: 2
Coding region: 1-744 (247 amino acids)
Source: RefSeq, a predicted model, not a curated record